GAGGGUGCAGUUUUAGGUGGAGAGUGUAUAAAUAUUUAACAAAUUUCUAUAAGAUAAAUUAUUGAAUUUUGUUGUUUCAUAAAGAUUUUUAUAGCCUCAAAUAGGUGAUUAACAAAUGGCUAAUGUGUUCGUCUUACUACGCGAUGAAAAGAAAUCGCCAGAAGUCAAUAAACGAAGACAAAUUCCUUUAUCGACAAUUCAUGAUCUGAAGACUUCGGGAUCGUCUAGCGAAUGUGAAAAAAGUUUAAUGAUGGUAAUGGACCUCAGUGCAAAAGGAUUGGUCUUUGAUCGUUCACCAAUUGAAGGAGAAGCAUUUGAGGAGUUUGACAAGAAGUUUAAACUCUUAAAGCCAUUAGAAUUGAAAAGUUCAUUGAGCGUAACGAAGAUUGAAUUCCAGAAUGUAUUGAGUCAAAUCGUGCCCUGUGUUGGAUGUCGACGAAGUGUUGAACGUCUUUAUUCAACAAUCAUGAGCAACAAUUAUGCAACAUUGGAUCCAAUAAAGAUUCGCAAUGGUGUAUUGAGUGUGUGUGACAAGCAUCUACAGUCUUCUCAAUUGAUGUGCACUUUAUUGUUCGACCACGAUACUCAGCUAAACGUUUUACUCGAAAAUCAACCGCGUAACAAGAAAAAUUCUCGAUGUAAUCUUCAUUCAUUGGAAUCCUUUCGUACACGACCGUUUUCUGAGACAUGGUUCGAGAUGUGGGAGUGCAUGAAACAAAAUUGUAAAGAGAAAAUCACGGUUGUUGAUGCACAUGAGUUGCACGCUACUUUAGAUGAAUAUUUGAAGAAGCACAAAUUUUGUCAAGAAUGCCGAACGAAAGUAGAGAAAGCUUAUACGUUACUCAUGAAUGAAGCCAAUCCAGCUAAGGAAAAAGGCUACGUUACUGCAAUUUACAACGGAAUUAAGCGGUGUCUCAAGGACAAACAUAUUCAUCUCCCCACCAAGAUUGAAUAUAUUGAUGACCUCAUUAAACGGGCUGAACCGGAAAUAAUUGGAAGUCAUUCCCGUCAUCGUGAGCGACAUGCAAAGACGAUGGAAAUUGCUCAAGAAGAGGUGCUUACAUGUAUCGGGAUGUGCAUUUAUAAUCGUUUAAAGCGUCUUCAACAAUGUGUUAAAGAAGAAGAAAAUGCUUGUCAAGUGUUGGCAGCCGUUGCUGUUCAUGCUUUAUGCCGUUCAUUUGAUACCGCUGUUGAGAACAAGAGAGGAGUGAAUCUUGAGCUCAUUUAUGAUGAAAUAUCGCGUGAAGAUCGUUUGAAGGAAGAGCAAAUAAAGAAACGUAAGAUGAAGAAGCGUAAGAAGCGUAAUGAGAAGAAAGCAAAAGAUGAUGAAAGUCAAGAAGAUUCGUAUAAUUGUGAACCUGAACCUGUGCCUGACAAGUGCAUAUGUUCUGAUCAUGAUCAUGCUCAUGUUCAUUCAGAUGAUGAUGACAACAAUCUACACUCGGAUGAUGACGACGACGAUGAUGAUGAUGAGAAAAUUGUGUUGUGCGAUGGAACGAUAAUCGAUGUGGGACUUGGACCAUCAUUGAAUGUUGUUAAAAUGACAAAAGUUAUGUCGCCAUCAUCAAAAGUUCGUCGUAAUGUUUCUUCGAAUUAUGAGCAUGCAGUUGAACGUUCGCGGAGUACUUCGGUGGAGAAUUUAGAUGUGAAAGGAAGUGGCGAUGAAGUGUUGUCGGUAAUAUCGUGUCAAUCAUGUCAUAAUGGUGAAGGUGAAUGUGCUGCUCAACGUUCCAUUGACGCUGGUUACAGUUCUGAAACGCACAACGAUGGACUUUUAUCUAAUAAUAAUUCUUCAAGAACUUCUAGUAUUGUUAGCACUCCAGAAGGGUCAGAAGUUGCUUGUUCGGAUGCUUGCUGUAAAGGCAUUGAUCAUACUCGUGUUGAUACAUUCUUAACACUUGAACAGAUGCUUGACGACGAUCAAUCCGAUGAUAAUGAAAAUGGCAUUCCGGAUGAAGAUAUUAUGGAAUUUCGAUCACGUGAUGACAUCAAACAAAAGCGUGAAGAAUUACGUGAAAAGCUUCUGAAAAACUUUAAAGAUUUAUGUGCAAAGAAGUGCAGUGUUACGGGCAUGAUUGUCGGUCAGAAAUAAUUUAAUCAUGAUUGAGAAAAAAAGAAGAAAAAAGUUUUUACUGUCAUGAUUGUCAUCACCAUUAGCGGUUUGACCUUUCGACUUGAGAUAAAAGAAAUGAAAAUAUGAAUUAACAUUCUAAAUCCAUUCACUUUUUCCUUUCUUUUCAUCUCCGUUUUUAUUUCCUUCUCAAUUUGUAAUAAUGAAUGACUUUUGUUAAAUGAUCAGAGAAAUUCGCAUUUCUGUUCUUUUGAUUUCUUCCGAUCAUUUCAUUUCAUUAUUUUUCUUAUAUACCUAUAAUUUAAAAAAUAAAACUAAAGUUUUCCUUUUUUCUUCCUUCAUUUGUAAUGUUGCAGUCAUUGACAGUAAAAUUCUUUUUCUCUUUUAAAUCCAACAGUAACAAAUUUAUGGAACUGGAUGAGAUGAAAACUUGUUUAUGAAUAAAAAUUUAAAUAAAAAAGAAUAAAGCUGAUGAUUAAUACUUAGUUGAUAAUCAAUCAAAUAUUACACAAAAUA
Messenger RNA from Clunio marinus, 2587 nucleotides. The record is from the annotation of a GenBank genome assembly. NCBI's taxonomy places the organism in Eukaryota, Metazoa, Arthropoda, Insecta, Diptera, Chironomidae.